GAGAGAGAGAGAGAGAGAGAGAGACGUCAUUAAGAUAGCGUAUAUUUCCUAGGAGAGUGAUCUACGGAUCUACGAAUUCUUCCUUCUCUAGAUCGAGGACGAUGAUGAUAGUUAUUUAAAACCAUUGACGACCUGAUUUUCCGGAGGGAUAAUAAAUUAGUACAACUUGUGUCCGACGCUUUAAUAAUUAUUAACGCUAUUUUUUUUAUUUGCAUGGUAUUAAAUCUUUAAUGAUUUUAUUUAAUUAGAUUUAUAAUAUAAUUUACUUAAUACAGUCAACGGUUCCGACGUUCUCUAUAGUUUAGCCGCUUAAUUUGGAUGUUAUACACUAAUACAUGUUAAUUAAGUGGAUAAAAACGAAUUAUCUGGUGGAUAUUUUUCCUAUUACUCUAAUAACUUUUAUUUAUGUAUUAUGAUUGGCGGAUUAUUGGAAUGAGUCAUUGUAGAAGUGAUCGGUAAUAUCAUGAGAAUUGUACGAAAAUGCUUCAUGAACAUGUGAUACUUCCUUGUUUCCUGAAAAGAGUGCAGCAUAAUACAAUGACAAAGAGGGAAAGAGAAAGAGAGGAUGUACAAAUCAGCGUAGAUACGAAAAGUCGCUCGAGGUUGAGACGAUAAAACUUAAGCCGUAUCAAGGUGAUACGGCAGCCAUAAUGUCAACGACCGAUUGGCAGUGGCCAUGAUUCCUCCCAAAAUGACAUUGCACGCCGGCGUUCGCCGGAGACGGUAACAUCUUUUAGAUUGUCUCGCUGCGUUUUAUCUGCGAUAAAUGCGAUAAGGAAACGAUAUCUUUCGACGUUGCCUAAUUCGUUGCAAUUGCAACGGCAGAAUGUUAUUGCAGAUUCUGGCAAGGCCGUUACUUUUUAUGUAACUAACGUAAUAUCGCUGUUGCGUUACGGUAUUUGCUCGGUGCGAAUAAAUACGUGAUGAAAGUCGGGACAAUUGACGCGAUACAAAAAUUACGACGGUCUUCUCUAUACGAAAAAGAUUGAAUCGAAGUAAACCUCGGCAUGAACGCGACGACAAACGGCACGAACAUUUACACCAAAAGAUUUUAUUGUCGUUAAUUGAAUAAAGUGAUAUUGGAACUUCGUGCCGUAUGUGAUUUGAUAACGACGGAGUUACCGUCCAAUGGCACGACUCCGACUUCUAUUCGUCUAGCUCCGACGAUAUAUAAAGCGAGGAUAAUGAACGAAGAUAUGAGAAAUUGGGCUUUCUGCUAUUGUAUAUCGCGCGCAUCGAUACGAACGCAGCUGCGCGGCAUCGACUCUCUCGUCUCGCGCGUCGCGUCGCGUCGCGACGCGACAGUCCGCCGUGCACCCGCCGGAUUCACUUAGCGCGCCGAUGUUAGCGCCUUCAGUCGCGUCCGGCCCGCGGUGGCGUGUACGUCGUGGUGCGAGAGUGCUUUUAAGUACACACGGGAUCGCUCGUUCGCCCAUACGUGUCGCACCGCGUUGCCGCGGACGGACGAAUCGCUGGACGAUUAAUUAGUGCCGAAUGUCGCGAUCGCGCCGUCGAUUCUGGUUGUGAGGCGUACGUGCAUCUGUUUUUUUUUUGGGUGCCACGGUGGAACGAGACAGCCAUGGACGCGUGGAUGUACGACGUGGUCUGUAUGAUGUCUGGCGCUACUACGGAAAGUAUGAUUGGGAAUAACAGAACGACGAUGCCGAACAUCAAGCAGGAAGUCGACAAUCCAACGACACCUACGCAAAAUUAUCAAGUAUGCUCGCCUACUACGACCCUUCAGCAUCAGGAGUCAAUAUGCACGAAAUUGGACAUUCCACCAGAUUAUGGCGAUAGCGGUAGUCCCGAGAGUCCAGAAAUGCACCAUUGUUCUUCCACAACGCAACCUUUGGGAGCUCCUGAUGACGGUGUUAAAGAAGAAGAUAUGAUGCCUAGAAGGCUCUGCCUAGUUUGCGGCGAUGUUGCGAGUGGUUUUCACUACGGUGUCGCCUCCUGCGAGGCAUGCAAGGCCUUCUUCAAGAGGACUAUACAAGCCAGCAAUUUUACAGGAAAUAUUGAGUACACGUGUCCAGCUAACGGCGAGUGCGAGAUAAACAAACGCAGGCGGAAGGCGUGCCAAGCGUGUAGAUUUCAGAAAUGCUUGCGACAAGGCAUGUUGAAGGAGGGCGUGAGAUUGGACCGUGUCAGGGGCGGCCGACAGAAGUACAGAAGGUCCACGGAUCCUUACACACCUGUCAAGAGCAGCGCCACGUUAGAGGCUAACGUAACGUCGGCAGCUCCUACCGAAACGAUAAACAACAAGAUGGUCGAGGCCUUAGCUGCCUGCGAACCGGACAUGCUUUCAGUGUCCAGUAUUUCGCAUUCGUUGGAGACAGACCAAAGAGUUCUCGGCCAAUUGUCAGAUCUGUACGAUCGAGAACUAGUUGGAAUAAUCGGUUGGGCCAAGCAGAUUCCAGGAUUUAGCAGUUUAGCUCUGAACGACCAGAUACGACUUCUGCAAAGCACUUGGGCCGAAAUAUUGACCUUCACUCUCGCAUGGAGAAGUACGCCGAACAGUGGCAGAUUGAGGUUCGCGCAAGACUUUACAUUAGAUGAGAGACUUGCGCUCGAAUGCCACUGUAUGGAUUUAUACACACAUUGUAUACAAAUUGUGGAGAGGAUUCAGCGAUUGGGCUUGACGCGAGAGGAAUACUACGUGCUGAAGGCGUUGAUCUUGGCAAACAGCGACGCUAAAUCCGAUGAGCCGCAGGCACUCUACCGUUUCCGUGAUUCGAUCUUGAACUCCUUGUCAGACUGUGUAGCGGCGGUGAGACCCGGUCAAGCGCUCCGCACCACGCAGAACAUGUUCCUAGUAUUACCCAGUCUCAGGCAAGCUGAUGGCAUCGUCAGGCGGUUUUGGUCUAGUGUAUACAGAACGGGGAAAGUACCGAUGAACAAGCUGUUCGUGGAGAUGUUGGAGGCGGUUUGCUAUUAAUAAGUCACCUCGCGUCACGCUCCGUUGUCGUAAGAAAAUUCGAUAACUCGGUUUAUUAUUCUACUAAUGUAAAAUCGACUAUCGCGUCUCAAGUCAAGUCUACGUCAUCGUCGUUGUCGUCGUAUCCAGUCAAAGAAGUGUUUCAGCUUGACAUCGCAGCCAGUUGAAGAUACCAGUGUGAGUGAUAGUGCGAAAAGGGGAGAGACAUGAGUUAUCGGUUCUUCUGCGAUUUUCUUUUACUUUCAACCAAACUACUCGCGAAUUAUUCUUUUUUUUGCGUGCGUAAGAAGGAGAGUGUCGAGAGAAAAAGCGGCGCGAGAGGGAGAAGGAGAAGCAGAAGGUUUGUCGACCGGUGUUUCACGACGAUUUCACGAAUGUUAUUAUAAAUUGCUCGCGGAACGAUCGUGAUAGGACAAUUAUGAGAGGCGCUCGUAGUCUUUGUUCGAAGUAUCCAAAACUUUUCUUUUCGAGUACCCCAUUUACAGGUACAGGGAGAAAGAAAGAUAAUCUUUACGUAAAGGAAUAGUACAAGACUACUUCAGAGUAGUCUUGCAAGAAGACUACUUCAGAGUACUCACAGUUUAGAAUAGCGUGCGAAAGCCAGUGAUAUGGGCGAAUUGAUUUGAAUUUUAUCAGGUGUACGUUCCCGUUUGAUCGUCACGAUCGCAACACCGAACCGUCAGUGAUUAUAGAGAUCCAGAUAAUAACUGUGUAAUAACUGUGGGUGUUUAACGAUGUACUAAUGAUAAUAAUGCUGGUCAAGAAUACAAUCAAAAUUACCGCGAGUAGCAUUCUCUUCGAUUAUUAUUACUUUCUGGAUUUAUAUUAGCUUCGUUUUUUCUCUUUUUUCUUCUCUUUCAUUCGAUAAAUUCUAGCGGCAGGAAUUUCAAUUUGAUCAUGUACCUUCAGCGUGAUAUAUAUUGCCUCGUUUGCAUUAGCACUUGUAAUUUUAAUAGCUUAAAUGUGAGAAAAUCAAGUAAGAAACAUUAAUCAAUAUAUAUAUAUACAUAUAUACAUAUAUACAUAUAUACAUAUAUACAUAUAUAUAUAUACAUAUAUAUAUAGAUAUAUAUAUACAUAUAUAUAUAUAUAUAUAUACAUAUAUAUUUAAUAGUUAUAUAUGCACAUAGAUAUGUGUAUAUAUAUGUGUAUGUACGUAUAUAUUAACGAACAUCCAUAGUUAUAUAUAACGAUGUAGAUUACAUCUUUGUACAAUAUCUUAGAAUACAUCUUUGUACAAUAAACAAGAUCGAGUUUGAUGCGUGCGAAAAUUAGAAAUGGAACAGGGAUAAUGAUAGAGAAUCUGGGCAGAACGUCGAAACGCGUCGCUUUUACGGGUAAUUGGAUCAUCUAAUGUUUCAAGGAUAGGAUAUUGUCCAAGUCGCCGUGGUUUUGUUGACAGUAGAAAUGUUUAGCCGGUUGUUAAAGUGAUCAUAAUACGUCGUUCGACCGUGCCACACAAGAGAAAGAGCAGAAGAAUAUAAUAUUAUAUUAUUACUAAAAUAAUUAUUAAUAUUAUUUUUACGAUCAUUAUUAUUACUAUUACGCGCGCGUUUAUUAUUAAUAUUAUUAGUGCUAUCAUUAUUAAUAUUAUUAUAUAUAUUCAGGGAUCUUUAUUGUCUAGCUAUCGUUAAUUAUCACGAUAUUGUUACGAGAGAUCAGCGAGCAGGUGUUGUACGCAUAAUAUCACUUUCCGCGUCGAUACGUGAUCGUAACAUUAUUAAAAGUCUUCACUCAUGACCGAGAACUUACAAAGAGAGAACGGAGAUUACACACACACACACAUACACACACGCGCGCGCGCGCGCACACACACACACACACAUAGAAAAUGAGAAAAUUUUAUGCAGCUUUGUUUGGAGAUUAUUAUCGUGAGCCUCACGACGGUUUUCAUCGAUUUUAAGAUCCCAGCUGUUGUCGCUCUCGUAUCCUGACAGUUGCGAGAGAAAUUUAUUCUAUCGUUUAGAACUACGAUCAAUGUUAAAUUACGGAAAAUCAAGUUUCACUGCGAAUUCGAACUGCGGGAGCUAGCUAUGGAAAGCCGUAUCUCGUACGUGUGAUAUUAUCGUUAUGAGUGCAGAGUGCAAUAAAGUCCGCAGUUUAUUUUCUCGCUUAAUGACACGAUAGCGUCGCCUCUUUGCUCUUCUAUCGAUUCUCACGAUUGUCCUAUCUUCUCUUCAUAAUGUGUAACUCACACGGAAUCUUUCUUUUGAUUCUUUCUGCAUUUAAAUCCAUGGACAAUCUUGCACUCGUUUAACAAAUUUGCUUCAGUCUGUUGCGUUCGCGAUUUUGCUUCACGCGCGGAUAUAUACUACCUUUUCGCGAGCAUUUUUGUAAAAAUGAAAAAUGUUUAUGGAAAAGAAGAAAGACUUGAUAGAUUUUUCCAAGUAUUCUCCAUGAGGUUCACGAUAGUAGCAUUCGCUACGACGCGUACUUUGUACUACGACGAGUUCGCAUCCCACAUUGACUGUCAGUUGUUUAUCUCGGUCUUUCAUUAAGAUUUAAUCCUUGCAAACAGAGCUUUCUCUUGAUGACAUUCCCUGUGCAACAGGAUACUCUGAUACAUCUCCUUUGUUUCUCGUCUUCGUUGAAGCCAACGAGCUUCCUCAUUUAACUGUGAUAUUCGCGUUAUUCGGUGCAUCGAGUUCACAACCGCGUUUUUACCUCGCUGCGCGACUUUGGUCGCUGAAAACGUGCGUUUCGGAAAUGAUCGACGGCCCAUCAGCGAUGUCCAUCCGUUAGCAGCCCAAGUAUGCUUUCGCGCGAGCUUUUUGAGAUUCUCGCUCGAACGUUUCUUACUCAGGAAAACAGAUAUCAGAAUGUCGUCGUAAAAUGUUCCCCCUCGUACGACACACGCCGACGAUUUUGUCCAAGAACUAUUUCCCUCUCUUUUUUCCCUUUCUUCAUAGAAAAUUCUGCGAACUGCGCCAUUCCCUCGAUGAUCCUUUACAUUUCUUUUUUCUCGACGAAGUUUGCGAUCGAUCAUUGACGAUUAUGCAACUCCUGCUGCUUGAUAUCGCAUAGUUACCCUUCCCUUCCCUCGUUCCUCACUCGCGCCGGCGCGAUGGAUAUAAAGAUUUUUAGUGAUGCUAAGGUAUUAGAGUGAGUAUUUUCGUGCGCGCCCGUCGCUGUACUGGAGAGGGACGAAAAGAAGAGAGAAGAAGAAGAAAGAGAAGAAAAGAGCGCGAAGUGUUUUUACACAACUGACUUUUAUGUGUACCGCCAGUUUAAUAUCUUUUCGAGCAUUUUCUUUGUACAUAUAAUCACCACGAUUCGCCGUGGCGGUAGAAUCGUAGUCUCAGGGUUGCAAAUAAGCAAACGCGAUACAAACAAUACGCUAGACACAAUACAAAAUAGUUAAGUGUGCGAAUAUACUUGUUGAGAUCGAGCAUUAAUAAUAAUAGCGAUGAAGGUUUAGAUUUUAAACGAAAAGAAGGAAAAAGGAAUAGUACGCGUUAUGCAAAAGUGCGCCGCUACGUUGUUGAACGUAAACGCGAAGUUCGCAGAUGAUACUGAGACACGACGGCGAUCACUGAGCGCGAAAACGAUAGAAACGGAAACGUGCUUGGUGAGAUGAAAUUAUCAAUUAAAGCAUAAUAAUUAUGUUAACGAUAAAACUAUGCAUAAUUUAUUAUUUUGUAAGAAAAAAAUAUUUAUAUAUUUACUCUCUUAGAGAGAAAAAGAGAGAUCUUUUCUCUCAGAGAAGAUUCUCAAAGAUCACGUCGUGGUUUCUUUGAGUGAUUUGACGUGUAUUGAAACGCAAAUCAGUCAAAAUGUCACCGAGUCGUUUUCUGUUUCAUUUCGUGUCUCAUGAGUCUCGUCGCUUUUGUCUCAAGUCCUUCAAUGUAACAAGUUGCGCCUGUGAAUGAGGAAAAGAGAUGCUGCUUCUACGCCGCCGAUUAUAAAUAUGUACGUAGUUACUUUGUAAUUAUAACACGGUAGAUUCUAUAUGUAAUUUUUAUAUCUACGCGUACUGUGAGAGGGAGUUGUCUGUAAUACGGUGUAUACCCAUCUACGAAAGUGAUACCGAAGAAACAGAGAAAAGCCAACGUCGAUGUGGCUGAUGCGACACCUACGCGACGAUCGAAAUCAGCGCGUCAUGGAAUAUCGUGAUGCGCAUAAUUACAAUAAUUUGUAUGAGAGAAAGAAAACGCGGGAGAAAGUAAGUGGAUGGGUGAAUGAAGUGUGUGUGUAUGUGUGAGAGAGAGAGAGAGAGAGAGAGAGAGAGAAAGAAAGAUGAAAAAAAGACGUGUCUGUGGAUGUGUAUGAAUUAGGAUGACGAUAUUUACAACGAGAUGCAGAAAAUAAACCAACAAAAGAUACACUA
Molecule: messenger RNA, 7262 nt
Organism: Odontomachus brunneus
Lineage: Eukaryota; Metazoa; Arthropoda; Insecta; Hymenoptera; Formicidae
Gene: Err
Product: steroid hormone receptor ERR2
Exons: 9
Coding region: 1580-2935 (451 amino acids)
Biological process (GO): regulation of DNA-templated transcription
Cellular component (GO): nucleus
Molecular function (GO): zinc ion binding; nuclear steroid receptor activity; sequence-specific DNA binding
Source: RefSeq, a predicted model, not a curated record